Trifolium pratense (red clover) is the source of this 2454-nucleotide messenger RNA. Its product is annotated as mitochondrial Rho GTPase 1-like. Lineage: Eukaryota; Viridiplantae; Streptophyta; Magnoliopsida; Fabales; Fabaceae. The transcript has 13 exons. Gene Ontology annotation, biological process: mitochondrion organization. Bases 55 to 1752 code for a protein of 565 amino acids. The record is from RefSeq and is a predicted model, not a curated record. Gene Ontology annotation, cellular component: mitochondrial outer membrane. Gene Ontology annotation, molecular function: GTP binding; calcium ion binding; GTPase activity.
GUCUUAGUUACUACUUUUACCAGGGUUUGUUCGUGUCAGCGUGUCUGUGUAUCAAUGGCGGGAGUGAAAGCUUCAUCAUCUAAGUCCAUCCAGCGACGUCGUCCUCCCAUAGUUCGUAUUGUUGUCGCCGGAGACAGUCAAACCGGUAAAUCCAGCCUCAUUCAUGUCGCGGCCGGCUAUAAAGCUGGAACAAGGGUCUUUAAGAAUCCUGUAUUGCCCCCUUAUUGUGAUGCUAUCCCAAUCAAACUCAUUGACACUUCUUCUCGUCUUGAGGACAAAGAUAUAGUUGAUGAUGAACUAAAGCAGGCUGACUCAGUAGUCCUCACUUAUGCGUGUGAUCGACCUCAAACACUUCAAAAUCUAACCACAAUUUGGCUCCCUCAUCUUUGCCGAUUAAAGGUCAAAGUUCCGGUUAUAGUGGUUGGUUGUAAGCUUGAUCUGCAAGAUGAAAAUCAGCAAGUGAGCCUAGGACAGAUGAUGUCACAACUAAUGCAGCAGUUCUGUGAGAUUGAAGCAUGCAUUCAGUGUUCAGCAUAUAGUAGUAUCCAGGUCUCUGAUGUUUUCUUCUUAGCACAAAAGGCUACUCUUUAUCCCACCGCUCCUUUAGUAGAUAAGGAGUCUAAAACUCUAAAACUUCGAUGUGCGUGGGCUUUGAAGCAGAUUUUUAUCCUUUGUGACCGUGACAGAGAUGGUUCUCUUAGUGAUGCUGAACUGAAUGAUUUUCAGGUUCAAUGUUUCAAUGCUCCUUUGCAACCACAUGAAAUUUUGGAUGUAAAGAAGGCUGUGCAAAAAAAGUCGUCUAUAAGUGUGAAUGAACGAGGACUCACUUUGACAGGAUUUCUACAUCUUCAUGCCCUUUUCAUAGAAAAAGGGCCUAUUGAGACAAUAUGGACCGUGCUCAAUAAUUUUGGAUAUAAUGAUGAUGUCAAACUUGAUGAUUUCAUUCCACCUAUGAAACGUGCACCUGAUCAGAGUGUUGAAUUGACAAAUCAAGCAAUUGGUUUCUUGGUGAAAAUCUUUGAUGAGUUUGAUGGCGAUUCGGAUAAGGUGCUGCAACCCCGUGAACUUGAAGAAUUGUUUUGUACUGCCCUAGAAAGUCCCUGGAUUGAAAACCCAUACAAGGAUGCUGUAGAAAGGAAUGCAUUUGGAGGACUAUCACUUGAUGCAUUUUUGUCAAAGUGGGCACUCAUGACACUUCUAAACCCAACUUUUAGUGUGGAGUACUUAAAAUACAUGGGUUAUCCUGGUGAUCCAUCAUCUGCUAUAUGUUUGACUAGGAGACGACGUGUGGAUCGCAAAAAACAAUGUUCAGAACGAAAUGUUUUGCAGUGCUUCAUUUUUGGGCCUAUGAAGGCUGGAAAAUCUGCAUUAUUGAAUUCUUUCAUCGGAAGGCCAAGUUCUGAUGUUCACAAUCCAACCAACAAGGAUAGAUAUGCUGUAAAUGUUGUUGAUAUCUCUAAGGAAAACAAAAAAUAUCUUGUGCUGAGAGAGAUUUCUGAAGGUGGAGUCACAGAGCUGCUGGCCAACAAGGAGUCUUUAGCCUCAUGUGACAUUGCAGUUUUUGUUCAUGACAGGUCCGACAAUUCUUCAUGGAAGGCAUCUGAACUCUUGUUAAAAAUUGCUGGUCAUGGAGAAGACACUGGCUUUCAGGUGCCCUGUCUUAUAGUUGCAGCUGAAGAAGAUCAGGAUUCAUUUACAAUGGCUGUAAAAGAGGUUGGAAUAGGCGAUGUAGUCUUUUAUAGUUGGGGUUAGGUGCCACCAUUCUCAUGGAAGAAUCUAUAGUUUUUCAUAGACCAUCAUCAGCAUGGAGUUUCUCGACGGAAUAUUGGAAAAAACCUUUGCUGGUGCCAUUGCUUCUGUUGUUAACAGAGAUGUAACGGGGUCAAUGGAAUUAACAGGCCUUGGUAUGAUGUGGAUCACUCAAUACACGUGUUAAAUUUUUAGUGGGUAACAGGAUAAACAGGGGUACUGUUUGUAAGUUUUCUCCUUUUCAUUAAUUUAUUUAUUUGCAUGGUCAUAUACAUAAUUGUACAUGCAUAUUGUUGGAUGGGUUAGAUAACUAGAUGUUUAACAACGUGAAUGACAUGUAUGUCUUGGAAUUAUGAUUCCAUCCAAACUUUCUGAUUAGUAAUAACUAUAUAGCAUGUAGUAGUCUGUGUAUAUGUAUGCUUUGAUCUUCAGAUUGACAUUUGAUUAAGCAGAUUGAAAGCUAAUUUAAUUUUUAUUGUUUCACCUUUUGUAUAUUGUGAUGUUUUGGAUUUGUGACAUUUUUUGCGCAUUUAUUGUAUGUCAUCUUUGAAUGGCAGUUUCACGCCAUUAAAUAAGAUAUUGGUAUCGUCAAAAAACAAAGAUUUUGGAAAUAUUGCAAUACCUCAUUUACAAAAAUAAGGCAUUGCACCUCAUUUACAUAAAUAUUGCUAUACCUGUUUCAAGCAGAAGUUUGAAACGGUUCUA